GAUAACAGUACAAUAGCACAGGAGGGUUGUGAUACAUCCCUAUACAGUCUCACAUCGGUUCAAACACGGAGACAUAUUACUUGGACAUUAUUCAGGAUUUUACUCGUUAAGAAUGAGGCUACUAUUCUCCGCACUCCUCACAGUGCUUGCGGCGCUUGUGGCAUACCGUAUAUACCAAGUAUUACAGCGACCCCUACCUGACGAUGUAGUGAACCCUAGUCAACUCCGAUGGAUAGAUGAGCUGGGCCGGAUAGCGAAUAUACUGGAAACAAGUUCCAAGGCUAUCGGCUUCAAUCCUGCUACCAAACCCGUGAAGUCACUGGUUGAUAUCGGUUUCUCCUUGGUUCUGAAUCCUACAUUCUGGAGGAAAGCGGCGGACAAUAUCAAGGUGGCCAACGCUGUGUACGGCAAUGUCCCUGUGAUAACCUUCACCCCUGGUGAGCUGGCGUCCUUGACCUCUCCCCGCCCCGUCAUGGUGUACUUUCACGGCGGCGGCUGGACGUGGUUCUCCGCAGGUUCCUACAAUGUCCCGCUGAGAACUCUAGCCAGCAAGACACAGUUUGUCAUCGUCGCUGUCGACUAUCGCACUGCCCCUCAAGCAGCGUUCCCUGCCGCCUACGACGACUGCCUUGCCGUUACCAAACAUGUCGUCGACAACGCCAAGAAACUCAACUACAGAUCGGACCUCAUCAUUGUCGCUGGAGACGGUUCAGGCGGGAACCUAGCCGCCUCCGUUGCCAUAGAAAUGAAACAGAAGAUUGCCAUGCAACUAUUGAUAAGCCCGGCGCUUCAGAUCUUAAACCUUGGGACACCUUCAUAUCAAGACAUGAAUGACGUUCUUCCUGGAGUGACGAAUCCACGAAGGGAGAUAACUCACUGGCUCAACUAUGCAAAUCUGGACCAGGAACCAGGGUUCAUUGACGACAUGUUGAACAACGUCCACGCGUCAAAACACCUACACGAGUUGUAUAAGGACUUCUUCAACAGCAAGAAGCGAAUCCCAGCCCAUAUGAACGUCUCGGAACGCCACACAUUGCCACACGUACGUACAAAACACGGAACGGCGUACAAACUGGACAAAUUCGUCACUGACGUCCGUUUUUCUCCCAUGAUGGUCAAAAACACAAAGGGAAUUCCUAACGCAUACUUCAUUUCGUGCCAUUACGAUGUUUUGCGGGAUGAAGCUAUCAUGUAUGGACAUCGUCUGCUCGAGAGCGGGGUCAAGGUCAAAUUCCGCCAUUAUCCCUCGGCCUUCCAUGGUUUUGUUCUUUUCGCAGGAAGUAGUUUUUGGAAGUUUCCGGUUAGUGAUAAAGCUGUUAAUGAAUUAGUUGACUUUCUGCAGUUCCAAUACUUCAAUGUCCGUAAAGAACGUACAGAAUAGUAGAAGAGUCAAUUUGGUAUAGAUCAACGCUACGUAGCUUCAUCAUCCGUGAAUAAGCUGUCAUGGACAUCAUGUAUAGUCCGUUGGCUCAAAAUCGGACCGAUGAAUUGCAAUCUAACUCGAAAACUAAUAAACAUAAAAUACUCAAUGAAAUGCUGAUCAUAAUCAAAACAUCCACCAACUCUGUGAGGUAUUUGCAGAUUU
Haliotis rubra (blacklip abalone) is the source of this 1585-nucleotide messenger RNA. RefSeq names its product arylacetamide deacetylase-like. The record is from RefSeq and is a predicted model, not a curated record. NCBI's taxonomy places the organism in Eukaryota, Metazoa, Mollusca, Gastropoda, Lepetellida, Haliotidae. Gene Ontology annotation, molecular function: hydrolase activity. The transcript has 6 exons. Bases 113 to 1381 code for a protein of 422 amino acids.